CACAGCCUGCUGAAAUUACAACCCUUUUGCCCUCCUCUUCUGCUCCGUUAAAGGUGUCUCACAGAAACCCUUCCAGAUUCAGAUCAGGGUCGACUAGAGGAGUUUGUGUCCAGGCUAAGUGUGACAGGAGGAGGGGCGUUGCGUUUGUGUGUUGGAAUUUGGGGGGAGACGCUCUUUUGAAUGGAUAGAGAGGGAAGGCGAACAAUCAGAGAGACAGCAGCAUGCACGUCUCCUCUUGGACAUUAGACUGGGACCUUUCGGAUAUCUUGGAUUCGCACUGAAAGAAGGAGCAGAAAGAGCGUUUCGUACUCUGUUGUUUCUUCCCAUUCCGUGGUUUCCUGGGAGGAAUCUGGAAAUAGUUUCCCUCUCGGUCAGGGAUCAUGGAUUUGGAGUGGGCGUCCGGGGGCCCCGAGGGCUUCUAUCAGGAGCCGAGCUUCCCCGCGCAAAUGCCCUUCAACUACAAUCAGCUCGAGGGGCGUUUCAAGCAGCUGCAAGAUGAGCGAGAGGCCGUGCAGAAGAAGACCUUCACCAAAUGGGUGAACUCACACCUGGCGCGCGUGUCGUGUCGGAUCACGGAUCUGUACAUGGACCUGCGAGACGGACGGAUGCUCAUCAAGCUGCUGGAGGUGUUGUCCGGAGAGAGACUGCCCAAGCCAACGAAGGGCCGCAUGCGUAUCCACUGCCUGGAGAACGUGGACAAAGCCCUGCAGUUCCUCAAGGAGCAGCGGGUGCACCUGGAGAACAUGGGGUCACAUGACAUCGUCGACGGCAACCACCGACUCACGCUCGGACUCAUUUGGACCAUCAUCCUCCGCUUCCAGAUCCAAGACAUCAGCGUGGAGACAGAAGACAAUAAAGAGAAGCGCUCAGCCAAGGACGCCCUGCUGCUGUGGUGCCAGAUGAAGACCGCAGGCUAUCCGAACGUCAACAUCCACAACUUCACCACCAGCUGGCGUGAUGGAAUGGCGUUCAAUGCCCUCAUUCACAAACACAGGCCAGACCUGAUUGAUUUCGACAAACUGAAGAAGUCCAACGCUCACUACAACCUGCAGAACGCCUUCAACCUGGCCGAGCAGCACCUGGGUCUCACCAAACUUCUGGACCCAGAAGAUAUCAGCGUAGACCAUCCCGAUGAGAAGUCCGUCAUCACUUACGUCGUCACGUACUACCAUUAUUUCUCCAAGAUGAAGGCCUUGAAGGUGGAGGGCAAACGUAUCGGAAAGGUGCUUGACAACGCCAUCGAGACUGAGAAGAUGAUCGAGAAAUAUGAAUCUCUGGCGUCCGAUCUGCUGGAGUGGAUUGAACAAACCAUCAUCAUCCUCAACAACCGCAAGUUUGCAAACUCACUAGUUGGAGUCCAGCAGCAGCUUCAGGCCUUCAACACCUACCGGACAGUGGAGAAACCGCCCAAAUUCACUGAGAAGGGCAACCUGGAGGUGCUUCUGUUUACUAUCCAGAGCAAGAUGAGGGCCAAUAACCAGAAGGUGUACAUGCCCCGAGAGGGCAAACUCAUCUCAGACAUCAACAAGGCGUGGGAGCGUCUGGAGAAGGCUGAGCACGAGCGCGAGCUGGCGUUGAGGACCGAGCUGAUCCGACAGGAGAAACUGGAGCAGCUCGCCAGACGCUUCGACCGCAAGGCUGCCAUGAGGGAGACCUGGCUGAGCGAGAACCAGCGCCUCGUUUCCCAGGACAAUUUCGGAUUCGACCUCCAGGCGGUUGAGGCAGCUACCAAAAAACACGAAGCCAUCGAGACGGAUAUCGCGGCGUACGAGGAGCGCGUGCUGGCGGUGGUCGCCGUGGCCAAAGAACUGGAGGCCGAGAACUACCACGACAUCAAGCGAAUCGCGGCUCGUAAAGACAACGUGCUGCGGCUGUGGGAGUAUCUGCUGGAGCUGCUCAAAGCUCGCCGGCAGCGGCUGGAGAUGAACCUCGGCCUGCAGCGCGUCUUCCAGGAGAUGCUCUACAUCAUGGACUGGAUGGAUGAAAUGAAGAUGCUGCUGCUGUCUCAGGAUUAUGGGAAGCACUUGCUUGGGGUGGAAGAUCUGCUUCAGAAACACGCUCUGGUGGAGGCCGACAUCGGCAUACAGGCCGACCGCGUCAAAGCCGUCAACGCCAACGCACAGAAGUUUGCCGUGGAUGAGGAGGGCUACAAACCUUGUGACCCUCAGGUCAUCCGUGACCGCGUGGCCCACAUGGAGUUCUGCUACCAGGAACUGACCCAGCUCGCAGCCGAGCGCCGCGCCCGCCUCGAAGAGUCCCGUCGCCUUUGGAAGUUCUUCUGGGAGAUGGCCGAGGAAGAGGGCUGGAUUCGCGAGAAAGAGCAGAUCCUGUCCUCGGACGACUGCGGUAAGGAUCUGACGGGCGCCGUCCGCCUGUUGAGUCAACAUCGCGCCCUCGAAGACGAAAUGACCGGCCGCGCCGGUCACCUCCAGCACACGGUGCGCGAAGGUCAAGCGAUGGCCGACGCCGGGCAUUUCGGCGAAGCCAAGAUCCGUGAGCGUAUUGCAGACGUCCAAGCGCAGUGGGCUGCUCUGGAACAGCUGGCAGCGGUGAGGAAAACCCGCUUGGAAGAAGCCUGCAGCCUUCACCAGUUCCAGGCCGACGCUGACGAUGUUGACGCCUGGACUUUGGACGCACUCCGAAUCGUCUCCACCGCUGACGUUGGCCAUGAUGAAUUUUCCACUCAAGCUUUGGUCAGGAAACACAAAGACGCGUCGUCCGAGGUUGCUAGUUAUCGGCCAGUGAUCGACGCCCUUCACGAGCAGGCGCAAUCCCUUCCUCCCGAACUGGCGCAGACUGCGAAUGUCAACGAGCGGCUGGCGGGCAUCGAGGAGCGCUAUAAGGAGGUUUCAGAGUUGACCAGGCUGAGGAAACAGGCUCUGCAGGACGCCCUGGCGCUCUAUAAGAUGUUUAGCGAGGCAGAUGCAUGUGAACUGUGGAUCGAUGAGAAAGAGCAGUGGCUCAACAGCAUGGAGAUCCCAGAGAAACUGGAGGACCUUGAGGUCAUUCAGCACAGGUUUGAGAGUCUGGAGCCUGAAAUGAAUAACCAGGCCUCACGUGUGGCCGUCGUCAAUCAGAUCGCCAGGCAGCUGAUACACAGCGGACACCCGAGCGAGAAAGACAUCAAAGCUCAACAAGACAAACUCAACACCAGGUGGAGUCAGUUCCGCGACCUGGUGGACCAGAAGAAAGAGUCCCUGAACUCCGCCUUGGGCGUGCAGAACUACCACCUUGACUGUAAUGAGACAAAAUCCUGGAUCCGUGAGAAGACAAAAGUCAUCGAGUCCACCCAGGAGCUGGGCAACGACCUCACGGGCGUAAUGGCCCUUCAGCGCAAACUCACCGGCAUGGAACGCGAUCUGGCUGCCAUCGAAGCCAAACUGGGCGACCUCCGCGGUGAGGCGGAUCGCUUGGCCGGCGAACAUCCCGACCAGGCCAAAGCCAUCACGGGACGGCUGGCGGAAAUCACCGCCGUUUGGGAGGAGAUGAAAGAAACACUACGAAACCGCGAAGCGUCUCUUGGCGAAGCCAGCAAGCUGCAGCAGUUCCUCCGCGAGCUGGAUGAUUUCCAGUCCUGGCUUUCCCGUACGCAGACGGCCAUUGCGUCCGAGGACAUGCCCAACACGCUAGCCGAGGCGGAGAAGCUUCUAGCCCAACACGAAGGCAUCAAGAACGAGAUUAACAACUACGAAGAGGACUACCAGAAGAUGAGAGACAUGGGUGAGAUGGUGACACAGGGACAGACGGAUGCUCAGUACAUGUUCCUGAGACAAAGGCUCCAGGCUUUGGAUACUGGAUGGAACGAGCUUCACAAGAUGUGGGAGAACCGGCAGAACCUUCUGUCACAGUCUCACGCCUAUCAGAUCUUCCUCAGAGACACCAAACAAGCUGAGGCCUUCCUUAACAACCAGGAGUAUGUUCUGGCCCAUACCGAGAUGCCCACCACCCUGGAAGGGGCGGAAGCUGCCAUUAAGAAACAGGAGGACUUCAUGACCACCAUGGACGCCAAUGAAGACAAGAUCAACAGUGUGGUGGAGGCCGGUAGGAGACUUGCCAGCGAUGGAAACAUCAACGCCGACCGCAUCCAGGAGAGAGCAACCUCCAUCGAUGACCGGCACAAGAAGAACCGUGAGGCCGCUGUGGAGCUGCUCAUGAGGUUGAAGGACAACAGAGACCUGCAGAAGUUCUUGCAGGACUGCCAGGAGCUGUCCCUGUGGAUCAAUGAGAAGAUGUUGACAGCACAGGACAUGUCCUACGAUGAAGCUCGAAACCUGCACAGCAAAUGGCUCAAACAUCAAGCCUUCAUGGCCGAACUGCAGUCCAACAAAGAGUGGCUGGACAAAAUCGAGAAGGAAGGGAAGCAGCUGGUCUCGGAGAAGCCGGAGACAGAAGCUGUAGUGAAGGAGAAGUUGGCGGCGCUGCAGAAGAUGUGGACCGAACUGGAAACCACAACUCAGACUAAAGCCCAGUGUCUGUUUGAUGCCAACAAGGCCGAACUCUUCACACAGAGCUGCGCCGACCUGGACAAAUGGCUGGUGGGCCUGGAGGGUCAGAUCCAAUCAGACGACUAUGGCAAAGACCUGACCAGCGUCAACAUCCUGCUCAAGAAACAACAGAUGUUGGAGAACCAGGUGGAGGUUCGUCAGAGGGAGGUGGAGGAGCUUCAGUCUCAAGCUCAUGUGCUGCGUCAGGAAGGAAAGGACACGGACGAGGUCGAUGGACGUCGGGUCGAGGUGGAGCAGAAGUUCCAGGAGCUGCUGGAGCCGCUGUUGAAGAGGAAAAACUUCCUCAUGGCCUCUCGUGAGAUCCACCAGUUUAACCGCGACGUGGAGGAUGAGAUUCUUUGGGUUGAGGAGAGGAUGCCUCUUGCUACGUCGACAGACCAUGGCAACAAUUUACAAACUGUUCAGCUACUUAUCAAGAAGAACCAGACAUUACAGAAGGAGAUCCAGGGCCAUCAGCCUCGCUGUGACGACAUAUUUGAGCGCAGCCAGAGCAUCCUGAAGGCCGACAGCCCCAACGUGGAGUCGAUCCGAGCCCGUCUGACCGACCUGCAGCAGCUGUGGAGCCUGAUCAUCCAGGAGACGGAGAAACGCCACACCAGACUCGAGGAGGCCCAUAAGGCCCAGCAGUACUACUUCGAUGCAGCUGAAGCUGAAGCCUGGAUGAGCGAGCAGGAGCUCUACAUGAUGUCUGAAGAGAAGGCCAAAGAUGAGCAGAGUUCAGUGGCCAUGCUGAAGAAACACCAGAUCUUGGAGCAGGCGGUGGAGGACUAUGCUGAGACUGUUCACCAACUGUCCAAGACGAGCCGAGGCCUGGUGGCCGCCAACCACCCUGAGAGUGAGAGGAUUGGCAUGCGCCAAUCACAGGUGGAUAAACUGUAUGCUGGACUGAAGGACCUAUCAGAGGAGAGGAGAGGCAAACUGGAGGAGAGGUUCCGCCUCUUCCAGCUGAACCGGGAGGUGGACGAUCUGGAGCAGUGGAUAGCCGAGAGAGAGGUGGUGGCUGGAUCUCACGAGCUCGGCCAAGACUACGAACACGUCACUAUGCUGCAGGAACGCUUCCGUGAAUUCGCCCGGGACACCGGAAACAUCGGUCAGGAGCGCGUGGAUGGCGUCAACCGCAUGGCGGACGAGCUCAUCAACGCUGGCCACGCCGACGCCGCGACUGUCGCCGAGUGGAAGGACGGUCUGAACGAGGCCUGGGCCGAUCUGCUGGAGCUCAUCGACACGCGUACGCAGAUUCUCGCCGCAUCCUACGAGCUGCACAAGUUCUACCACGACGCCAAGGAAAUCCUGGGACGCAUCCUGGACAAGCAUAAGAAGCUUCCAGAAGAGCUGGGCCGAGACCAGAACACGGUGGAAACCUUGCAGAGGAUGCACACCACAUUUGAGCACGACAUCCAGGCACUUGGGACGCAGGUCAGGCAGUUGCAGGAAGAUGCCGUGCGCCUGCAGUCAGCAUAUGCUGGAGACAAAGCCGACGACAUCCAGCGGCGUGAGGGCGAGGUGCUCGAGGCCUGGAGGAGUCUUCUGGAAGCCUGCGAGGGCCGACGGGCACGACUGCUGGAUACCGGAGACAAGUUCCGCUUCUUCAGUAUGGUGCGUGACCUCAUGCUCUGGAUGGAGGACGUCAUCCGCCUUAUCGAGACUCAGGAGAAGCCCAGGGAUGUGUCAUCUGUGGAGCUUCUCAUGAACAACCACCAGGGUAUCAAGGCUGAAAUCGACGCCCGUAAUGACAGUUUCACGGCCUGCAUCGAGCUGGGCAAGUCUCUCCUGGCACGGAAACACUAUGCAUCAGAGGAGAUUAAAGAGAAGUUGCUGCAGUUGACGGACAAGAGGAAAGAUAUGAUUGACAAGUGGGAGGACAGAUGGGAGUGGCUGAGACUGAUUUUGGAAGUGCACCAGUUUUCGCGGGACGCCGGCGUGGCAGAGGCAUGGCUGCUGGGACAGGAGCCGUAUCUGUCCAGCAGGGAGAUGGGACAGAGUGUGGACGAGGUGGAGAAGCUGAUCAAACGACAUGAAGCGUUCGAGAAAUCAGCCGCGACCUGGGAGGAACGCUUCUCAGCGCUGGAGCGACUGACUACGUUGGAGUUAUUGGAAGUGAGAAGACAGCAAGAGGAGGAAGAGAGGAAGAGGAAACCGCCCACGCCGGAGCCGGUCCAGGCGCAGGACGCAGAGACACAGCAGAGAGAAGGAGAGCAGAUUGCCCAGAACGGACUACCAUCAGACCAGGACUCGCCACGGGAUGGAGUGGACGGCGAGAUGAACGGAGUGGCCGAGAGGAGCUCGAAGGAGCCGAGUCCGAUCCCGUCACCGACCGCAGACAGACGGGGGAAAGGCAGCCAAUCCGCAACGCUGCCGGCUAAAGGUCAGGAGACGCCGUCCGCCCAGCUGGAGGGAUUCCUGCACCGCAAACACGAGUGGGAGGGACACAACAAGAAAGCGUCCAGCAGAUCCUGGCAUAACGUGUACUGUGUCAUCAAUAACCACGAGAUGGGCUUCUACAAAGACAAUAAGAGCGCGGCUCAGGGCAUCCCGUACCACAACGAGAUCCCCAUCAGCCUGAAGGACGCCGUCUGCGAGGUCGCCGUUGACUACAAAAAGAAGAAGCAUGUUUUCAAGCUCAGAGUUACUGACGGAAAUGAGUAUCUCUUCCAAGCCAAAGAUGAUGAGGAGAUGAACACAUGGAUUCAGGCCAUUCAGAACGCCGGCAGCGGCUCCUCGUCCUCCGAGAAAUCCGAGAUCACGCCUAGCAACCAGAGCACGCCCGCCUCCAGCCGCGCCCACACGCUCCCGGCAACCGUCACCCUGACGACCGAAUCCAGCCCCGGCAAGCGCGAGAAAGACAAGGAGAAGGACAAAGAGAAGCGCUUCAGUCUCUUCAGCAAGAAGAAGCAGUAGACGUCCGUCUGUUCCCCUGGCAACAGAAACAUUCGAUUCUCUCAUUCCCUUAAUUCUUUUACGACUUUUUCUCAUUUCGAUUCUGUCGUUUUGUUUGUGUCUGCCCACCUCCAGUGAUAUCCCAGCAUGCAAAGCUCAUGAAGAUGCCACACUCUGUGCCUGACACCCCACGAAUUGGGUUCCAAAGUUGUACAAAACGAAAGGAAAAUGUUUAACACACAAACGAACGGAAAAAAAAAAAAGCAGGAGUGUGUCGCGAAUCGAUUCCAAUCCCGAUGUGGAAGUUUUAAAGGACCGGAUGUGUUUUUUUACGCUCUUACGUUUCUAUUGUGGUUGAUUUUCAAAUCCUGAAUCUUGCUAUCUCUCGUUUUUUGUAUCUGUGUGUCAUUGAGGGGUCUGGAUAUUUAAAACAUUUUCCUCAAUUUUGUGAGGCUGUCUUGGAGAGACGACGAAUCUCUCUUUGUUGUUAGGGAACAAGACAGUGAUGCUUCGAAACGAUUCCAUUGUCCCGCCUGCAGGCGGACGGACCGAGAAAAUUCCAUGUUAACGAAUUGUCGCGCUGAAAUAGCUACGCCAAGUUUCGUCAGAUUUGCCUUUUAACGAUUAUAAGCUGAUAAAACAGAUACUUGCUAAUAUGAAAGUAGACUAACACUCGCUCGAGGGCUGGUAGACUCGUGUCAUGUGAUCAGAUCAAGGCGGGUCGUACCAAACUCUAAGAAUGUUUGCUAUAUACAGAGGACUAGUAACCUGAAUCAAUUUUUUUUUCCUUUUUGUUUGUUAAUUGUCAUUUCUCUUGGGUUUUAUCAUAAUAUAUGUUUCAAAUAAUUCUAGUACAGAGUAUAAAAAUUAGAUGUAUUAUAAACACUUUAAAGCAUCAAUGUUAAGUGAACAGUGGAACAUUUACUGGUAAAAAGGUAAUGUUACUCCAACAACAACAACAACAACAACAACAAAAAAUUAAAAAAAGAACAAAAAAAAAAUAUGAAUACGGUUACUUGCUUGUGGGCUAUAGCACUGAGCAUUAUCUUUUCUCUUUGUUUUCUCGUUAUGGCUUCAUCCCGCUCUCCUGCUCUUUGAUACAUAGUGCGCAUCCCCUCCGUCACUGUAUCUAUUGUAAUUUUCAUCUACUGCACAAUCAAAAGCAACAUACUAGGAAUGAAAUCCUUUGCGAUGUCGGGCGUCCUGAGCGCGUAUAGAAACGCUCAGAUGUAUGAAACUGCACCUGUAGACUUUAACCCCCUGCCCUGUUAAAUAUGUGCGAUGUCAUUAAAUGCUUUUAAACAUUA
This is a messenger RNA of Megalobrama amblycephala (Wuchang bream), 8689 nucleotides long. It is a transcript of the gene sptbn1, whose product is annotated as spectrin, beta, non-erythrocytic 1. Gene Ontology annotation, biological process: protein localization to plasma membrane; actin cytoskeleton organization. The record is from RefSeq and is a predicted model, not a curated record. NCBI's taxonomy places the organism in Eukaryota, Metazoa, Chordata, Actinopteri, Cypriniformes, Xenocyprididae. Gene Ontology annotation, cellular component: cortical actin cytoskeleton; spectrin; cell projection. The transcript is spliced from 35 exons. Bases 381 to 7403 code for a protein of 2340 amino acids. Gene Ontology annotation, molecular function: actin filament binding; phospholipid binding; structural constituent of cytoskeleton.